This is a messenger RNA of Hirsutella rhossiliensis, 402 nucleotides long. RefSeq lists its product as uncharacterized. The transcript has a single exon. The record is from RefSeq and is a predicted model, not a curated record. Lineage: Eukaryota; Fungi; Ascomycota; Sordariomycetes; Hypocreales; Ophiocordycipitaceae. The coding region runs from base 1 to 402 and encodes 133 amino acids.
AUGCCUCCCAAGAAGACCAGUGGCAACGAGGUCGACGCCCCCUUGGGGCUCACUGAUGGCGAACUGAGGCUCAUGAAAGCCGUGUUCGACAACAUGACGCAGAAACCGGACGCCGACUGGGCCUGUGUUGCCACAGCCCUCGGACUCAAGGAUGCCAAGUGCGCAAAGGAACGCUUCCGCCAGAUGUCUGUCCGCCACGGAUGGCGCGACCAGGCCUCGGCGAGCACCACCACCGCCAGUCCUCGUAAGCGAGGCGCGUCGACGGCCCCUUCGCAAGAGGCAAAGGUUACAAAGAAACGGAUGCCUCGCAAGAAGGCCGGAAAGCGAGGGUCGGCUGAUGAUGAGGCUAUCAAGGCCGAAGAUGCGAAGGAGGAUGGGGAGACGGACGAGGACGAGAUCUGA